UUUUGAAUGUUACUGAUAUUAUUGACUUUACAAUGAAGCCACACCCAGCCACCCACCCACACAGACACAAUAAAUGUCUUUCACACAGGAAAUCAGCAUUCUGCCGAGUGCAAACUGCCUGUGGCCCCAUCACAUUCUCAAGUCAAGCCGAACUUGUUUGACUGAUAUCCUUCAACAAGAUGAUUAAUGAAGAGUGGCUUUGCAGCUCGUUUAGACUGUGUGAUCUAGCCACCGCCUCAGAAUCGGGUCACUCUGAUGACUCUACGCAGAUAGUAAUCAACGGUGAUUCAUACCCACGACCCGCAUACAACCCGUCAUCAAUCGAACACACCAUGGAAACAUACAGCCGUUUACUGGAUGGAACAUUAGAACAGAACAUAGAGCCCAUUCAAAUCUUUGCGCAUAUGACAGCCAAAGCUAUUCUAGAUUCAUCUGUGGGGAUCAGAGGCCCAAGUGAAUCUGUCAAGGUGAGACAGGGUGAAGUUGAGAUGCUAGCUGAAGAGUUAACUGUAAAAGUCUGUUGCAAAGCACUAGAAGAGAUGGAGAGGCAACAUCACUCUGAUGAUCCUUCCAAAAAUAUAAAUGAUAAAGGGGUUAAGGAGGGGACUAAUGAAAAUGCAUCGGUCCUGUGCUCCUCAGGCUACAACUGUGAUAAAUACGCAUUUGAAAUAGAAACAGACAAGAUGGAGGAAUAUGAUGACACACUGACCACAGUAUAUGCCAAUUCCUUGAAGAGCAUGUGCAGUCUGGGGUCUCUCGACUACCCUGAUGCUCCUCCAAGCACCCCUUUACUUCCAGAGAUGAUGAGGAGUCGAGCCAGUUUCACAAGGAAGCUAAAGGGAGGACUUGCUAAAGAGUUUCUUCCUUCACCCCCUCCUCCGACCCCCAAAGACCACAUGCAACCCUUAUUGGAGAACCAAAUGACUGACACGUCCGCUGACUUCAUGGUGAGGCUGAUGCGCUCGCUUUCACUCGAGUGUUGUCGAAACGGAGGUCUAGAAGAAGUCAAAGACAGAGAAGCUGAUGAUGGCGGACUCCAAAAUGACAUUCCCAGGCUGACUGACUAUGCAGCUCAAAUAUCUGCAGAUAUCCUUCAUUCUCUCACCACAAACGACAUAAAAGUAAAGGAUGAGGGUUGUGUGAAACGCAUGUUGGCUAUUUCUGAUCGACUAGCGAGUGAAAUUGUCACAACGUCUCUAGCAGAGGUGAUGGCGAGAGGGGAAAGGAAGGUUUUGAAGGAAGAAACAACAUCAUACUCAAUGCCUCCAGACAAAAGAUCUAGCAUGCAGUUCUCUGCAACUGACGAGGUGAAAAUUUUAGCUAAUGAGCUAAUCCUUGACGCUUUGGUUCAUGCUUUAGCUAAGCUAAGACAGGGCGUGUUUGAACAUGGAACCCAGCCACAUCUUUCGGGCCAAGCAGCAGCACCACAGCCAUGGGAAGAAGAAAGAUGUGCAAACACACUGUGUAGAGUCUCAAUCAACUCCCUCAAAGCCAAAAGAUGCUGUAACGAUAAAUCAGAACUGAACCCCAUUACAGUUGACGCCAAUGUGACAUCAUCGGUACACACAUUUUCCAACGACUUUGCAGAAGACGUGCUUCAACAUUCUGUAUGUGAUGCUUCCAGAUUCCUGUUUAACUGUAAGCAAUCUGAGGGAGCAGAAUUUGGCUCACAGAAAGACAUUAAACCACAGGUGAUUAAGAUACAUGCUGAAGAAAGUCGUCAUGUCCAGGAACUGCAAUGUGCUCUACUCUGGGCCGCGGCCUCACAGAACGGGACUUCAGCACUUCAGUUUGAUCUACCAGACACAAGCCUUCAGCAACAGCUUUGCAGACUCUCUCGGAGCGCCCGUCUGAAUGGCUGGACAGUGGGCGCUUUAAUGGCCUCUCUCGAAGAGUUUUGUGACAUGCAGCGAGCGACCAGCAGAGGACGCUAUAAGAGCUCCGAUUCUCUCCUGGAGCAUCUGCAGCACCUGAUCGACAAUUCACAUUUAAACUGAUCUGGGACCAGCUUCGCCCUUGCAGAACAGGUCAUUGAUCCGUACGACACCCCCUG
Molecule: messenger RNA, 2053 nt
Organism: Rhinichthys klamathensis goyatoka
Lineage: Eukaryota; Metazoa; Chordata; Actinopteri; Cypriniformes; Leuciscidae
Exons: 4
Coding region: 180-1997 (605 amino acids)
Biological process (GO): intracellular protein localization
Cellular component (GO): cytoplasm
Molecular function (GO): protein kinase A binding
Source: RefSeq, a predicted model, not a curated record